Heterobilharzia americana is the source of this 3697-nucleotide messenger RNA. The record is from the annotation of a GenBank genome assembly. NCBI's taxonomy places the organism in Eukaryota, Metazoa, Platyhelminthes, Trematoda, Strigeidida, Schistosomatidae.
UGCAAGGAAGCCGAUGACCUUGAUAACACCCUUUGAUUGCUGAUUGUUGUUGCUGAUCCUUUUAUUGCUGAUGCACUUAUCCUGAACAUCAGCUUACUUGAAUUGGAUUAUGAGUCGCAUGUCAUAGACUUUUUAGAUACUGAUUUCGUUUGUCAUAGGGUGCAAUAUGAGGUUUUUACAGCUGAUAAUUAGCUGUGAACAAUGUAUUUGUUUUCUUUCCUGAUAAUAUGUAUUCAGUUCGUUUCUAAAGCAGAAUCUGACGUAUUUUCACAACUAAGGCGAUAUCAAUUAUUUGAUAGACCAGUCUUUCGUACCACGCGAGAUGCUGAUGGAAAUGAAACAAAACAAAUCUCUUUUGAUGCAUGGGGAAGAUCCUGGUAUUUAAUUCUUUAUCAUGAAAUGUCGCCGCAUACUUCUAAGCUUUCUGUUAAAUUUGUCAGUGCAAACGGAUCCUAUUUUUUACAUCCGAAAGUAAAAUAUACUGAACUGUACACUGGUUAUGUGUCAGGAUCAAACCAGUCAUUUGUAUUGGCACAUUUGGAAGAGUACACUCCAAAAAUAAGUGCUCAAAUACACACAGACUUAGAUAUUUUCAUUAUUGAGCCUUUAUCCGACUAUGCAAGCUACCUUGGAAAUAGAUCUAUGUUAAUGUAUCGAAUGAGGGAUAUUUACACGGUAACAGUUUCAAAUAAAUCAGUGGAGUACAAAUCAUCAGCUAAUUUAUGGAGCUUGAAAACCGAUACAUUUGAUGCGUACAAUAAAAGAAAACGUUCGGUUUCGCUAGGAUUACAACAUAAACUUUGUCGUCUUACCCUUAUCGCCGACUAUGCUUUUUUCACUAAUGUGGGUAACAAGGAUGGACCUAAAACAAUCAGCUAUAUUAUUAAGUUAUUUGAUCGAUUGAAUUAUCUUUUUCUCACAUCAAAAUUUUUGGAUGAUCAACAUGGUGAAAUGACUGGUUAUGGCUUUUUAUUACAAGAGAUUGUAAUCCACGAAUCAUGGACAGCUGAAAGUGGUCAUUACAACUCUCCAACUGAUUUAGGUGGGAAAAUGUGGACAGCUACAUCUUUGCUACAUGCAUUUAGUCGUUUCGAUGUGAAACAAUGUUGUCUGGCUCAUUUGCUUAGUUAUAAAAAGGUAGCUGAAGGAAUUUUGGGAAUGUCUUGGUUAGCUUCACCAGACCCGAAAAAAUUGGGUGGGAUUUGUUCUUUACCCUUUCACCAGAGUAAUAAGGCGAAGUUGUAUUUAAAUACAGGAUGGACUACGUAUGUAGAUUACAAUGGUCAGCAGCUUGUUAAUGCAUUGGCUGAAUUAAUUACAGCGCAUGAAUUGGGUCAUAGUUGGGGAGCAGAUCAUGAUCCAGACACUGAUGAAUGCAAUCCAACGGCAACAAGUCAUGGGAAAUACUUGAUGUAUACAUAUUCUGUUUCAGGGUAUGCAGAAAAUAAUGGAAAAUUUUCACCAUGUAGCUUGCGAACAAUUGGUGCUUGUUUGGUAACACGUGCUCCAUUAUGCUUCGAUGAUUCAUCAAUAACUCUUUUAAAUCUUUGUGGUAAUAAUCGUAUUGAUGAAGGUGAAGAAUGCGAUGUUGGUCAUAGUCCAAAUGAUCCUUGUUGCAAUUCUGAUUGUUUUCUUAAGACAGGUGCUCUUUGUUCCCCAUGGAAUCAUGGUUGUUGUACUUCCGAUUGUCAAUUUGCACCGAACAAUACUAUUUGUGCACAAACAAGCAGUGCUAAUCCUUGUCUAGGACCUGGUCAUUGUAAUGGAUUAUCACCUAUUUGUCCAGGUCCAACACUUUUAUCCAUUGGUCAAUGCGAGGAAUAUGGACAUUGUUUUCAGGGUAAAUGUCAUCCAUUUUGUGAUAGUCUUGGAUUGGAGACUUGUAUUUGUGAUUCAACUGAAGAAUCCUGUUUUAUUUGCUGCUUAUUUCCAAUAUCAGAUUCUACUACACGUCAAAAUGCAUGUCUUCCUGUAAUAUUAUCUGAAGAUGAAUACUUGUUAUAUUAUAGAAUGCAUAAUGGCAGCGAUUCGGAGUUUCAUAAAUCUUAUUCAGUAAUUCACCAUUUGAAGAAACCAGCUAUAUAUUCAAUGCAUACAUUUUCACCAUUCCCAUCGUCUAAAGUAUUACAUUUGUACAGCAGUUAUUUAUCAAACACUACAUAUCAUUUUACCCGUAACAGGACAAAUAAAAUAUCUACACUUCAACUUAGCAGUCAUGAUUCUAGCUAUAAUUAUCUGCAAUUAGUAUAUAUUCAUCUUCAAGAUUAUCGACCAUGUGAUCGGGGUUACUGUAUGUCAGGGAAGUGUGUAGAAUCAAAAAGUAAGAGAAUAUUACGGUUUUGGACACCUGUUCAUUACUCAAGAAAAAAGAAUUUCGGUACUAUUGUUUGGGAUAAUUUCACUCUUCUUGUGAUCUUUCUAUCACUCUUUAUAUGGAUACCAUUGAGUGGAUGUGUUGCUUAUUUAAAUAGGUAUCCUCAACAUGAAAUCGCUAAUCAUUAAUCCAAAGAAAACGUAUACAGUUUUAUUGAUUAUGAAAAGGAAAUAUGCUUUAUUUCAACCUAUUUUUAUUGAUUAUUUUAUUCAUAGAAAUUUAUUGAAUUUCUAUUGUUCAACUGCAUUUGUGUUUUAUUUUUGCAAAACAAUUUUUAUUAGUGACUAACAUUUCUAAGGUUUAUUAAAUGCAACUUUUGUCUCAACUUCAUGUUAGUUUAACUUUUAUUUCCAUAUAUAUGUGUGUAUAGUGGAGAAUAUUUGUAGCUCAGGUGGGAUAGUCUUGGUUGUAUUAUGUUCUUUAAGCUGGGUUAUAAUAUUUAAUCGUGUAGCUUUCAUCAUCUUUCUAGACGACAUCAUCAGAACUAACUUCAUACUAAAGUUAGUCCUGAUGAUGUCGUCUAGAAAGACGAUGAAAGCUUCACGACUAAACAACUCAGAGAAGACAAUACAACCAAGAUAUAUGUGUGUAUGUAUAUAUGUAGGUCAGUGAUUGCAGAGUUCUCAUUAAUUUAUUCGAGUCAAGACUUGAUUUAGAUGCAGAAUAGUUGUGUUGUUACCAGGGGGUUAUUGACCCGAAACAUUUAGCGAAUCACUAUAAACUGUACCAUUUCGGUUUGAGUGAUUAAAAUUCUACUGAAUAAUUUUUACUUCUUACUAUCAGUUAUCUUUAUUAUUGUUUUUCAAUAAGCUGUGAUAUAUACACGUUUUAUUUCUUAUAUAAGUUUCUGUAUCUUUAUCACCUAUUCAGAUUUCUUACCUUCUGUGUGGGGUAUAACGUUAAACAGAACAAAAAAGCAGAUUCAAUCAAUGUUAAGUAGAAUUAGGCAUACCUAAUACUAGAAGAGUAGAAAGAGUUAUUGAUGAAGAAGUAUUAUGCCUUUUUUUUUCCCUACCACAGUUAUCAAAUUAUCCCUCUCCUUACCAUUUUGUAAUUCUUGUAUUUAUUUAAUUAUUCAAUUUCUUCGACAACUGCCUUCAAUACGAAAGAUUUUGUUUACUUUUCUCUUUAAUCCAUUUCUUUCAAUAACUAAUUAUGAUUAUUAAUGAAAAGUAUUUUUGUUAACUUUAUCCUGUACUGUUUUAAUUAUCAUAUAUUUGUACAAUUGUUUUCUCUUUUUAUUGUUAUUUUCUUGUUUCAACGCACCGGUUGUUUUGUAUGUAAUAUUAAAAAUAAUAAUAAUAAUAUUACUAUUUGUCGGUG